Hemicordylus capensis (graceful crag lizard) is the source of this 1081-nucleotide messenger RNA. It is a transcript of the gene ZFAND1, whose product is annotated as zinc finger AN1-type containing 1. The transcript is spliced from 8 exons. Gene Ontology annotation, molecular function: zinc ion binding. The coding region runs from base 220 to 1011 and encodes 263 amino acids. Gene Ontology annotation, biological process: cytoplasmic stress granule disassembly. Gene Ontology annotation, cellular component: cytoplasm; cytoplasmic stress granule. The record is from RefSeq and is a predicted model, not a curated record. NCBI's taxonomy places the organism in Eukaryota, Metazoa, Chordata, Lepidosauria, Squamata, Cordylidae.
AGAGCAUCAGAUCUGUCAGAGAGAAGGCGGGAGGAGUAGGAAAUGAGGAGGGGCCGCUCUUGCCUUCCCGCAUCUUAACUCUGAUCUUAAACCGAAGGUUUUUGGGUUACUGAAUAAUAAAAUGGAAGCUACCUAGUUGACACCUUAUAGCUAUGUAGAUUGCUUCAUACUGAUCUCUAUAUCAGGAUUGUUCCAUGCACUUAUUAUGGUGCUAUCUUGAUGCCCAGUAUCUACCAAGUUACUCAGAGCUUCUUUACAGACUUUCUACCUUUUGUGUGUGAUGGCUGUUCAGGAGUGUUCUGUCUUGAGCACAGAAGCCGGACUGCUCAUGAUUGUUCUGAGGUAAAUCUAAAAACUGAAGAAGUGAAACCAGAUAAUCAUAAGUUUUUCAUGUGCACCUACAAGAGUUGUGAUGGGAAAGAACUUGUACCAGUGUUGUGCCCUUAUUGUGAAAAGCCUUUUUGUUUAAGGCAUCGUCAUCAAGUAGAUCAUGAGUGUGAGAAACUGGAAACGCCUAAACCUCGCAUGGCUGUCACACAGCAGCUUGUUAAAGACAUUGUCGAUUCCAAGAAAGAGGCCACAGUGAAUAAAAGAUGCCGAGGAGCUAAGAACAGUGAAACAGCAGCAAAGGUUGCCCUAAUGAAACUGAAAAUGCAUGCAUGUGGCGAUAAGUCCUUGCCGCAGACAGAGAGAAUCUACUUCCAAGUGUUUUUACCUAAAGGAAGCAAAGAAAAAAGUAAACCCAUGUUCUUUUGUAGUAAAUGGAGCAUUGGCAAAGUUAUAGAUUGUGCAGCUUCCUUAGCAAGCCUUAAAAACGACAAUAACAAAACCACAGCCAAGAAGUUGAGACUCUGCCACACGGUAUCUGGUGAAGCCCUGCCUUUGGAUCACACCAUAGCAUCUUGGAUAGGUACCAAAGAAUUCUCGCUUUGCAAUGGUGGAAGUGUUGUUUUGGAAUACCUUGAGAAUGAUCUUCAGUUUUUAGAAGAUGCACAUUCUUAUCUAGAGUAAUUAUGGAAAGUGCUGUACAAAUAUUCAGUUGUCAUAUUCAAUACAAGAUGUAGAUCUUGGUCUGUUUAUA